Messenger RNA from Orbicella faveolata, 4655 nucleotides. Its product is annotated as beta-lactamase-like protein 1. Lineage: Eukaryota; Metazoa; Cnidaria; Anthozoa; Scleractinia; Merulinidae. The record is from RefSeq and is a predicted model, not a curated record.
UUGAACUCGGGACUAUCGAGAAACAAAUCCCGCUAGUGGCAGGGUAGAGGCCUUGAACCCGGGACGUCCGGAUUACAACAGCGUCCUAAACCACUCGGCCACGCUGCCUCCUAAAUAUAAAGGCAGUGGUAAGGUUGUGAAUAUUAUGCGCGAUAAGGUUGUGAAUAUUAUGGAAGAAAUAACGGUACCUCAAUGUAAUUCCUACUUUGUGGCAUUGCUAGUAUUCAAGUCGGUAACAGUUUUCAAUUAGGUUCCAGUUCUUAAAUUGCAACAUUUUGGAAACAUACCCUAAAGGUAUGGAACCGAAAAUAAGGAAACUAUCAAUUCUGUGCAUGCCUACGUGCUUAUGUUUGUGUAGUCAGCGUUGUCUUUGCCGUUAUGCUUAUGCUUGUGCUUAUGUCGCAGGCGUAAAAUCUUGCUGCAUUAAAAGGGGCUUCACAUUUACUGGUUUUAAGCUCAUAAACGUACAACUAAGAAAAUAAUUAUUCGAGGCACACAGGUCAUCGUAUGUCUUAUAUGGAACCUCCUUAUCAUGACAAAUACCCGAAGUACGCACACAAAAAAAGCUGAGGCGUAUUUAACAUGUGUCCAAGAGUUGCUCCGUACGUCGGAUUUUAAUAACUGUUGUACUCUAAAACACUAAGCAGCUUCUUUCACGGUAUUCGGUACGGUGUAUGACAUUUGCAGACUGCAGAUUAAACUGCAGACUGAAGACUACAGUUAGGCGUAAAUAGCGCUGCGGUUAGCAUGAAUAUAACACAGGUUAACCCGCUCAGCUUAGUCUGUUUACGGUUUGCUAUCGAUAAUGAAAUGGGAAUGCAAUAUUAGUGAAAUUUACUGCAGGCUGUAGUCUGCAAAUGUCAUACACCGCAUGGUAUUUGACAAAACAUUAUAUGAUUAUAUAAAAGCAUAUUGUUCCACACUCAACUUGGUCCAUGAGAGUGAGGACAUCGACGAAAAUUGCAAGGAAUGAAUAAAAAUUAAGAGGAGAGCUUAUAUCCGUGGGGUGGGCUUUAUUACCGUUCAAAAGGCUGAAAACCGCAUCCCGCAGGUUCGGAGAAUACCGCGAUACCGUAUUUCGAGAUUAAAAUUACCGAAAUACCGUAAGAAAAACUGUCCAAUACCGCAACCCCAAUAUCCCCCUUCUUAGGCAGACAAGAGACACGUAUUAAGAUCGGAGGACGAUUUUGGCUCGCAUUCUAACGGAAUUCUUGGCGCUCGCAUUUCAAUGCGAAUGGAAAAAAGUAUCCUAUCUUCGUUAAAUAUAGCUUGAUUCUAGACCCUCAAGGGAUGUUAACUCAAAGAAACACUACUUUGCAGCUGCUUUGUGUGAACAAUGAUGCACAUGGAAAGCAGCAGUCUUCGAAGUGAAUGGAUGUUGAUUUGCAGAUCAUAAAGCAUGGAAUCGUACCUUGAACGUCUUAGACAAAACAUUCUCUUAAUUUUCGUUCCUCUCGGAUCCCUCAAGAUAAACAUUGACCUGGUCAAGAGAUUUAUAGAAAAUAUAUGAAGUGCCGUCGGCAUGCAAGGACCAAAUUACCAAGAUUCUUUCGACGAAUCGAACGAAGCUUGACAACUGUGCUGGUUUUUGUUUUCUACUAACACGUACCGUCAACCAUCUCGUUUUAUGUACAAAAAUUUUUCUAAAAAACGACACGUUCACCUUUCGUUGGACAUUGAUGCGAUGGAAACAAAGAGCGAAAAUAGACGAUAACGUCAAGAGAGCAAUUUUUGAGAUUUUAUCUUACAUGACUGUUAUUCCGAAGAAGUAUUUUUGAGUGCCCCCUUGCGUGUAAGCUGUUUAUAACGUGUCACUUAACAAAAUGAGUAGAGAUACCUCAACAACAUCUGAUAAUUCAUCACAGAAAAUUGAGAACGUAAUGAAUGAUUUCGUUCCAAUGAGCCCAACUGGACGUGCCAGACAGCACGCUCGAUGGUGGAUGUUGCUAGCGAUUGCUGCUUGUAUAGUGGCGGUAGUAACGACGUCUUUGUUAAUAUGGUACGCGGCGAACAUGGCAGUAAACAAGAACUGUGCAAACAAGACUUGUCCCCUCAGAUGCGACGACAAACCAACUGAAAAGACGCUGCCUUGCCCGAGAAUGCCAACUGUACGUCCACUGUCGAGUCCCUUACCUGCUGAAUUGGAAGACGUCUUCAAUCAUUUAAACUCCAUCUUGACGGAAAUGGUUGACAAGAACACGUCUUUGCCUGCAAUUUCGGCCAACAUCUUUUAUCGAGAUUCUGUCCUCUGGAGUGCUCAUCGUGGCACUAAAUUGCUCCCGAUUCAAGAUCGUACUGAACCAGAUGGGAAUACAGUGUACCGGAUUGGAAGCAUUACAAAGAUUUUUACCGUGCUUUUGCUCUACAAACUUUACGAGGGCGGGAUGGUAGGAUCAAUCGAUGAUCCCUUGAGUAAGUACAUUGCUGAGUUUAGCAUAAAAAACCCUUUUACCACUGACAAUAUAACACUGAGAGAGAUUGCGAGUCAAAUGUCCGGUUUGCCCAGAGAAGCUCCAUGUAUUUACCACUGCAAAGGAACCAAUUCCAUCGAACAGUUGGAACUUCUUAGAAACAGAAGCCUUAUAUUACCCUCAUGGCAAAUGCCGUCUUACAGCAACCUGGGAUACGCAUUGCUGGGACGAUUACUCACAGAAAGAGUGCUUAACACAACGUUUGAGACCUGGAUUCAAGAAGAGAUUCUAGGUCCGCUUGAGAUGAAGAACACUGGAUUUGAAAUCACUUCAGAGAUUGAAAGGAACACGGCCUUUCCUUACGGAAACAAUAAACAACGGAUGCCAUUUUCGAACAUAGGCUGGGCGAAUCCAGCUGGAGGGAUGCAUUCCUCUAUUAACGACUUGACCAAACUAGGAAUGAUGUUCACUCGGCCAUCUAAACAAAGGGUCUUAAAAGUAUCAACUGUGCGUGAAAUGGCCUUACCCAUCGACGUUGCACCGGAUGGUCGCACUCUAUGGGGAUCACCAUUCGAGAUGGAGCGCUCUAAUGGAUUUCUUAGAAGACAAAAAGUAGGACACAUCGACACUUACGACGCGUACUUUUCGUUCGUUCCUGAACUUGAGCUCGGAAUAAACGUGCUCAUCAGCGCGAUGGGAUUUGUGAAGUCCGAUGUCAAGUAUGCGACCACAUUCGGUCAAAGAGCGUAUGACAAACUGCUACCAGUGCUUAACAAGACACUGUUCAAAAUGGACGAGUCUGCCGACUUCCCGAUCAGCUCGAAAGCGUUUACCGGUUUAUACCUCGUGAAUCAGACGAACACAGUUACGUUGGCCAAGUCAAGCUAUUAUGCUACUAUUAACAAGUCAAAAAGUGUCCUUCUCUUCAAAGGCCAGUCUAAACAAGCCUUCCCCUUUGCCAUAAGGUACAUUGGAGAUUUAUUGACUUUCCGAGCAGAGUAUUUAGACACUGACAUGUCCUGCUUUGCAGAAAGGUCCGGUGUAUUUGCUGACCUGCAUUUCAGUCAACCACACAAAGAUGGUUUGUCUUACGGAUUUACAGUUCCACAAUGGUCUAUUGCUGCAAGACGGAUGAACAACAGUGUUACAGCUGGAGAGGCUGCCUCACAAUAGCCAAGCGCAAGGUUGAAAUUCAUGCUGUGAAACAUCUGCUCAACGAAACAUUUCAAAUUUAUGUGUUCUCUGGUAGAUUCAGCUGAGAAGUUGACUCACAUUUGAAGCUAAAUGAAAAAGACUUGGUAAUGCUUGAAAAUUUCGCCCCGCAAAAAUGUAACUUAUUAGGCUGAGUCAUGAGGUUUGAUUACUCUGCUCGCUAGGAAAUGCAAGGCAAAAUGCAAAUUUUCGAGGAAUUUGUAAGAUAUUUCAGACAGGAAAAUUCCUCCAACAUUAGCAGUGGUUGGGGCCAUUUUUCUAUUCACUUAAAUGUUCAAGGAACUUUCGAUCUCUCUUUACUAUUUUACUAGAUUUCUGGCUAAUUGUAGCUAAUGGUUAGUGAAUAAAUUUCACUCAGCAGAUGGUAUCUUGGCUGUUUAUCAGUUGACGGCGCCCCUAAUUUGACCCUCUCUGUUAAUUACUUCGCGUAUAUUGUUUCUCAAGGAAAUUCGUGUUGGAAACCGUAAAGCAGGUGAAGCCCUAGGCAAUAGAGAAACGCAGAGAAUUCAGUUUUAUUUUUAUUCAACAAACAAGAAACUUAAAAAACACAAGUUUUAAUAUUGUUAUUGCAUAGAGAUAUAAACUGGUCAUGUGAUGCUGAUACAAUAAAGAGUACAUAUAUAAUGUGAUAUAUGUAGUUACCACAUGGAAACUAAAGCUUUAGGCAAUGAAAUAAGAUUUGAAACUCCAAGAAGCUGCAGUUAUUAUUAGAUGCAUUUUCCCAUCUUUUUUAUUUGCCGAGAGCCCACCACGUGACCUGCAAAUAACUGCAUAGAAAUAAUGGUCUGCUCAUGCGUAGUACCGUUUAUAAAUGUGUUUUGAAGCAAGUAAUAUUCUGCUGAUGUGUUAUUGUAAUCACGCUCUAGGGAGAAAAAUAAGAGAUCGGGGAGCUGAGCCGAUAACUGUUCAUUGACUUGAAUAUAUAGGAACAUUACGGACUCCAAGACAAUAUCUACCUAAUCUUAAUUUCCAGUUUGUUAAAAAACGGUCGAAGUUUAGAACUUUCUAGUAAAUAAAAUGAUGCUGACAACA